Portunus trituberculatus (swimming crab) is the source of this 2622-nucleotide messenger RNA. RefSeq names its product AT-rich interactive domain-containing protein 1B-like. The transcript has 4 exons. The record is from RefSeq and is a predicted model, not a curated record. The coding region runs from base 162 to 2015 and encodes 617 amino acids. Lineage: Eukaryota; Metazoa; Arthropoda; Malacostraca; Decapoda; Portunidae.
ACCCCAAAACACUUCAAAACACUUCACAACACCCUAAAACACCCUAAACACACACAAAACACCCGGAAACACCCCCAAACACCCCAAGAUACCCCAAAAACACCCCAGAACACCCUAAAACACCCCAAAACACCCCAAAACACCCCCAAACACCCCUCAAGAUGUCCAGCCAAGUGUUUACCUGCGAAGUUACAUAUCUGGGUAACAAGUACGUGAACGGCGCCCAGUCCACCUCUUCCCUGGGCGCCCUGGUGGAAGAGCUGCUCCACCCACGCCCACACGCCCACGCCCACCCACACACACCCCUCCACCACCACCUCCACCACCUCCACCUCGAGAGAGAAGAGAAAACGGAAAAUUUGAGCAGUUUUACCAAUUUUAACAGCCUGCCUCGAUGCAUAGGGAAGGGAAGCGAGCGGUACCUACUAGUAUGUGAUGAGGAACAGCUUCGCCUAAACCCAGUGAGGAAGGACGAGGGGUUCGAAUCCGACACAGAAUCCUCAGGCAGCGCGUGUGAGGACCCCUGCUGCCGCCAAGACGUCAAGGUAAUCAGUGACCACGUGCUGAGACUGGACCAGCUGAUUAAUGAUGACGGCACGAGGACCAAGAAGAUCUCCACAGACUCCUCCUCCUCCUCCCUCUCCUCCUCCUCCUCCUCCAACAGCAGCAGCGGGGCGGAGAGUGAGGAUGACUCCCCUAGACCCCCCCACCACCACCACCACCACCUUCCCCAGCAGCGUGGUCCCAAUGGUGGUGGUGGUGGUGGUGGGGGCGGCGUGGACAUCCAGGUGAGCGACAUCCUCUUCUGCCACGUGUCGGGGGCGUGGCCGCGCGUGCUGGUGGUAGCGGCGCGGGCGGCGGGCAGCGCGCAGGUGAGCGCCCACGUGUUCCAGUGCCCCACCCCCGAGGCCGCCCGGGCACUCUACGCCCACUACAGGGACGCCAGCAGCAGGUACAGGCUGAGUCGUUACCGCAACAGUCGGCGGCGCGGCGAGGGCGAUGUUGGGCGCGGGUCAGGACGCGGCUGUGCAGUGCGGGCGGCGGAGUGCGGCGCGGGCGUGCAGGUGAUCCCUGUCGGGCAGGGCCUGGGCGCCGCGCCGGCCUGGGGCGUGGGGGGCACCAGUGUGUGCGUGGGCGCGGGCGUGCACCACCUGCACAACGGCGUCACGCAGAUAGAGAUCCCCAGCGGCCCGCCCAGCCUGGGGGCCGGCAUGGGCGGCGGCAUGGGGGUGAGUCUGGGUGCCAGCCUAGGAGGCAGCCUGGGGCCUGCUGGUGGGCGCGAGGUGAUGGGUGGCGUGGGCGGCGAGGUGGGCAGGAUGCGACAACGUGAGCAUCCCAGCCUGCUGCCGCGCCCACAGGAGGCGCGGGGCCGCAGCCGUCGCGAUGCCCACGAGGGUGCCCCCGUGCCCCACAGCCCAGUCCUGCAGGCCCCGGAGCGGCCGUCACGCGCCCGUGCCCCUCGCAGUCACAGCAAGGGCCGCGCACCCGCGCCGCCACCGCCGCCGCCACGCCGCCACCCUCACCUGCCCGGCGUACUGCUGGUGCCCACCAAGAGCGGCGCCGAGCACGCCCGCGCCCUGUACCCCAAGGACAGCCUGCUACACCACGCCCUGCUGCAGCGCCGCCCGCACGAGUACCACGCCCCCAGGCCCCGCGACGUGCAUGUCCCCAACCCCGAGGCGCGGCGCAGGGCACGCUCCAAGAGCCCAGCGCGCCGCGCCGCCAUGCCCCUCCACCCCCUAGCGCCCCUCACCGCCUUCAGCCUCACGCAGAAGAUCAGGGACCUGUCCGGCGCGGUGUUCGGCGCACCCACCACCACUGCGCCGAACACCGCGGGGGGCGCCGCGGCCUCAGGACACCGCCGCUCGCUGUCCACGGGAGGCGUGGCGGCGGCGGGCGGCGAGGGGGGCAGCCUGCGACCAGUCAUCAAGAGGGGGCGGCGCCCUGACGGGUCACCGCCACCGCGCCGCGUCACCUUCAGUGCCUACGCCACCGUGCAGGUCAUGGACGCGUGAGGGACGCCGCGCCCCCACGCCCUCGCCACACUGCUCGCCCCGCCACCACCCCUGCCCUACCCUGCCUCACCCUGCCCCGGUACGCCGCGGCGCACACCAUCACCAUCCUGCCUGUCCCAUCCGGCCUGGCAGGGACGGCGCGGGGCAGGGAGAGACACCUGGGCAGAGAGGCAGCUAUAGGCAGGGAGGUGACCAGGGUUACUAACAGUAUUCUGUCACACACACACACACACACACACACACACACACACACACACACACACACACACACACACUCACACACACACACCUCGCUCAAGUCGUAACUAAGUCCGGGAAAGACAACAGGAGACACACACACACACACACACACACACACACACACACACACACACACACACACACACACACACACACUUCCAGUCAUGUGUAUCAUUAACUAUACUUAAUAAUAAAAGUAAUGAUAAUAAUAAUAAUAGUAAUAAUAAUAAUAAUAAUAAUAGUAAUAACGCGUGUAUCACCAGUGGUGUUGUGAGGGAAACCCAAGUCACUUGUAUUGUGUAUAUAUGUAUCAUGACACACUGUAUGUAUCAAUACCAAUCAAAUCAAUAAAGAAAUCAAUCAAUUA